Messenger RNA from Capsella rubella, 2238 nucleotides. RefSeq names its product glucose-6-phosphate 1-dehydrogenase 4, chloroplastic. Bases 110 to 2053 code for a protein of 647 amino acids. The record is from RefSeq and is a predicted model, not a curated record. The transcript is spliced from 11 exons. Gene Ontology annotation, biological process: glucose metabolic process. NCBI's taxonomy places the organism in Eukaryota, Viridiplantae, Streptophyta, Magnoliopsida, Brassicales, Brassicaceae. Gene Ontology annotation, molecular function: glucose-6-phosphate dehydrogenase activity; NADP binding.
CUGUACCCAAAACUAGGGGAGUUAAAGUGGCACUCAGGCUUCCACUUAAAGCAGUUUGUAGAAGUUUUCAAUAAUGUUAGCUAUAAUCAGUCCCUGAGGAACCAUCCUCAUGUCUCUCUCCAGUUGCUUGCUUCCCUUUUCUCUAUCAGCCACGGCUCCUUCCCCCUCCGCCUGCUCUUCCCGUUUCGCCGCCUCUUUUUCUAAUUUUCCGGUUUCGUCAAGAGACUAUAGUUCCUUCAGAAAUGAAAACCUUGUUCUCAACGGAGGAGGCUCGAAUCUCUGCUGGCGAUUCUGCGGUUUGAAGCUAUGGAUACUUAAGAGCCUGCAGCUUAGACAAGGCAGCCACAGAAAACACCGGCCUGUAAACGAGCUUAAAACACGCUCAGAUCACACAUUCCUCAGCGAUGAACUAGGAAAAGACUCAAAUACAUCUGCUGAAGACCCUUCUUUAGCACUUACUGUGGUUAAAAGUGAUCCAGGUUUUACUGAAGAAACUGGAGCUACAGAUUUACGACCUGAAGAAAAUAUUCUGGGAGCUGAUUUGAAUGAUGAUGGUUCUCACAAAGUUGGAGACUUACCAGCUGUGUUAAAACAAUUCUUGGGUGGUCUUUCGGAUGUCCAAAUAGGUGCCUCGCUUUGCAUUGCUGUUGUAGGAGCUACUGGUGAACUUGCAAGAGGGAAGAUUUUCCCAGCACUGUUUGCGUUGUAUUAUAGCGGCUACCUUCCUGAGGAUGUUGGCAUAUUUGGUAUUUCAAGAAAAGAUAUUACAGAUGAAGACCUCAGAUCCAUCAUCGCGUCAACUCUGACUUGCCGUGUUGAUCAUCAGGACAAUUGCGGAGAAAAGAUGGAUGCAUUUCUUAGUAGAACAUACUAUAUCAAUGGAGGUUAUAAUAACAGAGAUGGGAUGUCCCAACUUGCCGAAAGAAUGAAACAGAUUGAGGGAGAAUCAAAAGCGAAUAGGAUUUUUUACCUCUCAGUACCUCAAGAAGCUCUCAUGGAUGUGGCAUGCACCAUUGCAGAAAAGGCUCAAGCACCACAUGGCUGGACUCGUAUAAUAGUUGAGAAGCCUUUUGGGUUUAGCUCACAGUCAUCUCAUCAGUUGACAAAGUCACUUCUCUCUAAGUUUGAAGAGAAACAAAUCUACAGGAUAGAUCACAUGUUAGGAAGGAACCUCAUUGAAAAUCUGACAGUGUUAAGGUUUUCAAAUUUAGUUUUUGAACCACUAUGGAACAGAACAUACAUACGCAAUAUACAGGUUAUUGUAUCAGAAUCAAUUGCGCAAAGCGAAAAGUAUUCUGAUGGAUAUGGAAUAAUACGGGACAUAGUGCACAGCCAUAUACUUCAGACAAUCGCAUUACUUACCAUGGAACCUCCGAUAAGUCUCGAUGGUGAAGAUAUCCGGAAUGAAAAGGUGAAGGUUUUGAGAUCAAUUCGCAAACUAGACCCGCGUGAUGUCAUCCUUGGCCAGUAUAAAUCUAGUUCCCAGGACAAGAACGGUGUGAUAUUUAACGGUGUAGACCCUACAUAUUGCGCUGCAGCCUUGUAUAUUGAUAAUGCACGAUGGGAUGGUGUACCUUUCCUGGUAAGAGUUGGGACAGGCCUCAUUAAACACAGAGUGGAGAUUCGUGUGCAAUUCCGGCAUGUUCCCGGAAACCUUUACCGAGAAAAUAUUGGAAUAAACAUAGACUUGGGGACAAAUGAGCUAAUUCUGCGUGACGAACCUGAUGAGGCCAUCCUGGUGAAAAUUAAUAACAAGGUUCCUGGUUUAGGUCUUCAGCUAGACGCUUCUGAACUUAACCUGCUCUAUAAAGACAGGUACAAAACCGAAAUACCAGACUCAUACGAACACCUAAUCCAUGAUGUAAUUGAUGGUGACAAUCAUCUGUUCAUGAGAAGCGAUGAGGUUGCAGCAGCAUGGGACAUUCUGAGUCCGGUCCUAGAAGAAAUAGACAAGCACCACACAGCUCCGGAGUUGUAUGAAUUUGGUGGACGAGGACCAGUUGGAGCAUACUAUCUCUGGGCCAAGCAUGGCGUCCCAUGGGCAGAUGACUGAAGGAGAAAUAUAGGCAUAUUAACUAACAAAGCUUUACAACAAAUGAGAAUGAUUCUGAAUCCAUGCAGUUCAGAUUGUUGAGUUAUGGGACCAUAUGGUUAUUGUGAAGUGGUUAGUUUAGCUUGAAGCUGAGCUAUUCCUUGUAGACUCUGUAGAUAUGUAUGAUAUGCUGUUAUUUGAAUGUC